Messenger RNA from Aspergillus alliaceus, 1946 nucleotides. Its product is annotated as lipase family protein. Bases 88 to 1752 code for a protein of 554 amino acids. The record is from RefSeq and is a predicted model, not a curated record. Gene Ontology annotation, biological process: lipid metabolic process. NCBI's taxonomy places the organism in Eukaryota, Fungi, Ascomycota, Eurotiomycetes, Eurotiales, Aspergillaceae. The transcript has 3 exons.
CCUUACUUCGUGUCUCAGCCUCAGUCUAGUCUCAGGUAAGCACUAGCUACGCGACAUUGAUAUUAUGAAGAAAAUAUAGCAGCCACCAUGGGCUUCAUGCGUCGCAAACACAAAGCACAAGCAAACCAAGUAGAACCACACAAUACACCAUCAAGUGCCGACUCUCUCUAUUCGAUCUCUACGGCAGCAUCCACCGUUCACUCUCUAUCCACGGCCACAACACUCUAUAGCGACGAUUAUACAACAACCAACACCCUCAGCCUUUCCGGGACGACCUUUGUUGACGACAGCAACGUAUCCAUAGUAUCAUCGAGCCAGGAUGGGAGUCAAAGCUCCUUCUCAAGGAAACAGAAAGCGCGGCGCUCGCUCGCUAGAUACCAGUCCUACGCGGACAUCUCCGGUGUAGUUUCUCAAACUAAGGUUAAGGCAAGUGCGACGAAAAUGAAGGCGCAGAGCUCGGUUCUGAACCUUGAGCAUCAGAUGCGGGAGUAUGUCACGACUACAAGUGUGGAUAUGUAUGGAACUAUGCUGAGGAAGCUGGAUGAUGCUAUUACUUCUAUGGAUGAGGGAUUGUUUCGGGAUAAGGAGGACCUGGUCACGACAUAUGGCGAUAAGGUCGUGUAUACGAAGACCGGAACAGAGAAAGAGGUCAAACAGACAUCAAUAGGCCCGAGCUUCUUUUCCAAGCCCUACCUAUACAACAACUCACGGCUACCGGCUAAUCUUGCUCCGUUGCAAAUACCACCUCAAACAUACGCCCUCGUCCGUCUCGCAGCUCAGUACUCUAGCUCAGCCUACAGAAAGCCCGCCGAACCAACAUCCACCAGCAAUCCCUACGUGAGCGCCAACAUCCGCCAAGGCACAAAAGCAAUGGUAAUCAAGCCUCUUGCCUCAGACGACCUCCAAAGCAUCGUCCUCGCCAUCCGCGGAACCCAAAGCUUCCGCGACUGGGCUGUAAACAUGAAAACCCUCCCAACCUCCCCACGAGGCUUCCUCGACGACCCCUACAAUCUCUGCCACACAGGUUUCCUCGCCGCCGCGCAGAAAAUGAUCCCGCCCGUCGCGGCCUAUCUCCGCGAUCUGAUCGCCGAAGAUCCGAACCGAGCGUCCUAUUCGCUUGUCCUAACGGGCCAUUCCGCCGGCGGCGCAGUGGCCAGCCUGCUGUAUUGUCACUUGCUCGCGACGAGUAUACAUGUGUCGUCGGAAUUAAGGCACUUGGCUAGUUUCUUCGGCAGCAUUCACUGCGUUACAUUCGGCGCCCCGCCGGUAUCUGUUAGACCCUUGUUCCCGAGGAAGUCGGCUGCGGCUGCGAACUCCAUAUACUUGGCAUUUGUGAAUGAGGGCGACCCCGUGCCUAGGGCUGAGAAACCCUACGUCACCUCGUUGCUAAACCUGUACAUGUCGCCUGCGCCCUUCUCGUUCGGCACUAGCCGUGCAUACCCCUUUAUCACCAGGCAGAAUAAACCGAAUAUUUGGAACAUGCCGCCGGCUACUCUCUCCCCCGCGGGAAAUGUAGUCCUCUUGAGGAAGCAGGUCCAUGAUCAACUCUCCGGUAUGGACCCCAAUUCAGCCGAGAAAGAAAACGAGAUCGAAGCCUGCCUGGUUCCAAAUGAGAUUUUGAAGGAAGUCGUCUUCGGGGAUCCAAUAAAGCACAUGAUGGGGCUGUAUCUAGAUAGAAUUGACCACCUUGCCCGCAGAGUUCAACAGCAACCACUCCCGGCACCACCACCACCACCACAACUCUAUAACUAAUGCAUAAUCAAUACCAAAGUUGGACAAAGUUCGAUAUACAUUAAACAAUUAUAGGAAUUAUAGGUAUAUAUAACCCAAGUAUCCUAUUCCUUUCUAUACAUUCUUAAAAGCCCUCACUCACCUGAGUUGUCACUACCGACGAUUUCUUAACCAAGUUUCAUUUUAUCUCUACUACGGAGCAUGCGAUGAUCAGG